AUGUCGCUGAAUGUCUUCAAGAAUGUCAAUUGGGGUGACCAAUUCAAGAGCAGCAACCAGCGCGAUUUCACAACCCAAGUCAUCAUCUCGGUAGCCUUCGGUUUGGGCGCAUUUCUGUCCUUCUGUGUACUUCGACCAAAAUGGACCAGCCUCUAUCAUGCGCGGAAGAAGCAGUCGGGUGCAGCAUCGCGUCUGCCAGAUUUGCCAAAGACCUUGUUUGGAUGGAUUCCCGUUCUCUACAGGAUUUCUCAAGAGGAGGUUCUCGCAUCUGCAGGCCUGGAUGCUUACGCCUUUCUGUCCUUCUUCCGAUAUGCGAUCAAAUAUCUCUCUGUCACCCUAUUCUUCUCCCUCACCAUCAUCUUGCCCGUAAACUACCAAUUCACGGGUCAACCGCCCCUCAUGGUCCCUCCGAGAAACGGGACCGACCCUGACCAUGGACGUGACGCAUUCUUUUCUGAUGGGUCCAAGAAACCGAAGAAACCGGCCAUUGAAAAAGACGAUAGCUACUUGUGGAUGUAUGUGGUCUUCGUGUACUUCUUCACCUCCGUCGCGAUAUAUCUCUUGAUCCAAGAGACGACGAACAUCAUCCGCGUCAGACAGGCGUAUCUCGGUACUCAAUCGUCCAUCACAGACAGAACACUGCGCUUGUCGGGUAUUCCCAAAGAGAUGAGAUCAGAAGAAGCAAUCAAGAAUUUCAUUGAAGAUUUACAGAUUGGCAAGGUGGACCGUGUCAUGCUGUGUCGAAACUGGCGGGCUUUGGACAACAUGAUGUCCACGCGCAUGGCAUGUCUUCGGAAACUCGAAGAAUCAUGGGCCGUCUAUCUUGGCCACCACCAUUCCUUUCGCCAUUCUCGCGCGCGACGCCGACGACAUGAUCUUCUCGGGGACGGAGAUGAAGAAGAGAAUGGAGCCCUUCUUUCCAGAUCCGAAAUGGAGCAGGCUCAUGUGACUCCAGCGGACCGACCACGUCCUACCAUAACCCUUCGAUAUGGAUUCCUCCGAAUUUACAGCAAGAAAAUUGAUGCAAUUGACUACUAUGAGGAGAAAUUGAAGAUCUUGGACGAAAGGAUACGCGUCUUGAGGGAAAGCGAGUUCACACCGACACCGCUCGCUUUUGUCACCAUGGAAUCGACCGCAGCCUGUCAGAUGGCAGUCCAAGCCAUUCUCGAUCCGAAACCAGGACAACUCCUCGCCAGCUUGGCUCCUCCACCUGCGGAUGUCGUCUGGAAGAACACCUAUCUCUCUCGAAAUCACCGAAUGAUACGAUCCUGGAGCAUUAUGAUCUUUAUUGGCCUGUUGACGGUCUUCUGGGCCGCCGCCCUGGCCCCACUGGCUGGUCUGCUCAGCAUUGAGGUCAUCGACAAAGUUCUCCCCGGCCUUGCGGAGGCACUCGAGAGGCACGAGAUCGUCCGGUCCCUUGUCCAGACCGGCCUUCCAACACUGUUGUUCUCGCUGUUGGCCCUAGCAGUCCCUUAUCUAUACGACUGGCUUGCAAAUCAACAGGGUAUGACUUCCCAGGGAGAUGUUGAGUUGUCUGUGAUUUCCAAGAACUUCUUCUUCACCUUCUUCAACCUGUUCAUUGUAUUCACGAUCUGGGGGUCCGCUUCCACCUUCUACGAAUUCUGGCAGGGCCUUCGAGACAUUCUUCGCGACACGGCAGGAAUUGCCUAUGCUAUCGCCAAAGCUCUGGAACAAUUGUCACCCUUCUACGUCAAUCUGAUCGUUCUGCAAGGUUUUGGUCUCUUUCCUUUCAGGCUGCUCGAAUUCGGCUCGAUGGUUUUGUAUCCAUUCUAUCUUAUCAGAGCAAAGACUCCUCGCGACUAUGCCGAACUAGCGAAGCCACCAAUCUUCAGCUAUGGCUUCUACCUGCCACAGACCAUGCUCAUAUUCAUCAUUUGCAUUGUGUACAGCGUGCUCCCAUCUUCUUGGAUGAUCACCUUAUUUGGCUUGAUCUAUUUCCUGAUUGGUGGCUUCAUCUACAAAUAUCAACUACUCUACGCCAUGGAGCAUCGUCAACACUCGACGGGUCGAGCUUGGCCGAUGAUAUGCGAUCGAAUUGUCACUGGCUUGAUUCUCUUCCAAGUCGCAAUGACUGGUAUUCUGGCACUCAGAGGCGCGUUGACUGCUUCAUUGUUCUUGUCUCCACUAUUGCCUGCCACGAUUUGGUUCACUGUAUACUUUCACCGAACUUAUGUUCCUCUGAUGCGAUUUAUUGCGCUCCGAAGCAUUGACCGCAACUAUUUCUCGGAUAUCCCAACACCCCCCGAGUCUGCUUGGGAUAGACAGACCGUUGAUACAGAUCCAGAUACCGGGCUCUGUUACAUCAAUCCAAAUUUAGUGUGUCCGUUGGAGACCCUAUGGAUAGGGAAGCUUGAUCAUAGACAUCGGCAACCGGCUUAG
Molecule: messenger RNA, 2400 nt
Organism: Rhinocladiella mackenziei CBS 650.93
Lineage: Eukaryota; Fungi; Ascomycota; Eurotiomycetes; Chaetothyriales; Herpotrichiellaceae
Exons: 2
Coding region: 1-2400 (799 amino acids)
Cellular component (GO): plasma membrane
Molecular function (GO): calcium-activated cation channel activity
Source: RefSeq, a predicted model, not a curated record